Molecule: messenger RNA, 1015 nt
Organism: Ricinus communis (castor bean)
Lineage: Eukaryota; Viridiplantae; Streptophyta; Magnoliopsida; Malpighiales; Euphorbiaceae
Product: early nodulin-like protein 1
Exons: 2
Coding region: 93-752 (219 amino acids)
Cellular component (GO): plasma membrane
Molecular function (GO): electron transfer activity
Source: RefSeq, a predicted model, not a curated record
ACAUCAUUCUUGUCACACUCUAACUUCAAUCCAAAACUGAGUUUUCGGGUUAUUUCUUUUCUUGCUGAAGCUAGCAUUUCCAUUCUUUUCCCAUGGCUAACACCGUUUCAAGGUCAAAUUACCAGCACAAGAAUGCCUUUGCUGUGUUGGGGCUCUUUUGUGUAAUGCUGAUGUUGCAGAAAGGUGAUGCUAUACAAUUCACUGUUGGGGGAGCUAAAGGUUGGACCGUGCCCAAAAAUACCACAGCAUAUGAAUAUAAUCAAUGGGCAGAAAAAACCAGGUUUCAGAUUGGAGACUCCUUGUUGUUUGUCUACAAGCCAGACCAAGAUUCUGUGCUCCUAGUAAACAAACAAGACUACGACAGUUGUACUACAACUGCAGCUCUGGCUACCUACGAUGAUGGCCACACGGUCUAUACAUUCAACCGAUCGGGUCAUUUCUACUUCAUAAGUGGAAACAAAGAUAAUUGUUUAAAGAACGAGAAGUUAAUAGUGGUCGUUUUGGCAGACAGAAGCAACCGUUCUUCUUAUACAAACGAAACGACCACAGCUUCGCCUCCACCUUCAGGCGAAAUGGGCAUAGUCCCAUCUCCUGCACCUGCUGGCGAGGAGGCUCCUCCAGCAGGAACAGUGGAGAAUAACCCAUCACCAUCUCCAGUUAGCGAUACCCCAAAUGCGGCUUCUGUCAUAUACAUGAGUUUCUCAGCUGCCAUUGGAGCAUUUUUUGCUUCAUAUCUUAUUCUAAUAUUCUGAGUGGGAAGUUUGCAUUAUCUAUUGGGUUUUUCUCUAUUCUUUGAUUGAUUGUUUUCCAUCUAUUUUUGUUUUUUUCACCUGUGGCUUUCUCUAUGAUUUUCCCACCUUGUGCUCAGUGGGGUGAACUGAGUAUUUGGAAGGCGUAUUGAUGGUUGGUUAUUUGUUUGCAACAUGAAAAAUAAGCUGACAAUUUAUGUAAUUUGAGUGUGCUUAUUACUUCAUGUAAGGACAUUGUAUAGAAGGAAAUAAAUAAUAUUUUUUUA